Molecule: messenger RNA, 898 nt
Organism: Neltuma alba
Lineage: Eukaryota; Viridiplantae; Streptophyta; Magnoliopsida; Fabales; Fabaceae
Exons: 3
Coding region: 99-608 (169 amino acids)
Source: RefSeq, a predicted model, not a curated record
CCCUGUUUGGCACUGUGAGGCUGCUAUAAACACCUCCUUGCGUCCUCCAACAUUUCUCUUUCACCUUCCUCACUCUCACAGAGAGAGAGAGAGGGGGGAUGGGAAAUUGCCAGGCCAUUGAUGCAGCAACGCUGGUGGUACAGCAUCCUAAUGGCAAAGUGGAGAGGAUGUAUCAUCCGGUGACUGCUUCUCAGAUCAUGAAGACCAACCCUGGUCACUAUGUGGCCCUCCUCAUCUCCUCCACAUUAUGUUCUUCCCAACACAAUCAUCAUCACCGUGAACACAAUAGUGAUUCUGUUCGCCUCACUCGCAUCAAGCUUCUUAAGCCGUCGGAUUCCCUCCUUCUCGGCCAUGUUUAUAGACUCAUCACCUCUCAAGAGGUUAUGAGGGGUUUGUGGGCCAAGAAACAAGCUAAGAUGAAGAAAAGCUUGUCAGAAUCAGAGAGACGAAGCUUUGAGAUGAAGACAAUCACCAGGAUCCAUGAUAUGGAGAACAGCCAGGAGAGGAAAAGGGAGAGAGAAGGAGGAAGGAGAAGAGGAACGAGUAAUGGAGGGAGGGGAAGAACAUGGGAGCCUUCAUUACAGAGCAUCUCAGAGGCAUCAAGCUGAUCUGUGUUUGCGGAAUAACCCACAUGGAGCUCUCUGCCUUGCCUUCAGGGACUGACACAUCGAAGUUCCAUGAUUGGAUUAUAGAUUUUUCAAACUUUUUUAAAUACUAAAUCCAGAAAUGCUAGUUACAAUUGCAACUGAGAUCACACUUCAAUUCAUUUUCUACAACCAAAUCAACCCUUCUGCAUAAUUGUGCAUAUCAAAUCAAAGGUUCACAUAUCCAACUUCAAGUGAUGUAUCCAAGCUCUUCUCUUUUAUAUCAAACCAGGCUUCAACAUCAUCAAAAUCUU